Acanthosepion pharaonis is the source of this 1560-nucleotide messenger RNA. The record is from the annotation of a GenBank genome assembly. Lineage: Eukaryota; Metazoa; Mollusca; Cephalopoda; Sepiida; Sepiidae.
AUGUUAAUGCAAAUUGGAUUGUUCAUAUCAAUCGAUAUCUAUCGAUGCCUGUCGGCUCCAGAGAACAAUCUAUCUCAGCCUUAUCUAUCUAUCUAUCUAUCUAUCUAUCUAUCUAUCUAUCUUACGCUAUCUAUCUAUCUAUCUAUCUAUCUAUCUAUCUAUCUAUCUAUAUCUAUCUAUCUUAAGCUAUCUAUCUAUCUAUCUAUCUAUCUAUCUAUCUAUCUAUCUAUCUAUCUAUCUAUGUUCUUAUCACUUUACCUACAUCUAUCUAUCUAUCUAUCUAUCUAUCUAUCUAUCUAUGCUUUUUUGUUCUCGAUCCUGGUGAAUACAAUGGACACUGUUGAUGAGAUGGAAUAUGAUAAGUUAAAUCUCACUCUCUCUCUCUCUCUCUCUCUCUCUGUUCUUUUCUUUCUUUCUCUCUCUCACUCACUCAUUCUCUCUCUUUUUUUCACCCUCUCUUCCCCUCGCUUCUUUUGUUUCUCUCCUUCUCCCAUUUCCCUCAUUAUCUCCUUUUACCCCUCCCUCCCUUCUCCUCUCUUCCUCUUACUCUCUCUCUCUGCCUUUUCUUUCUUUCUCUCUCUCACUCACUCAUUAUCUCUCUCUUUUCACCCUCUCUUUCCCUCGCUUCUUUUAUUUCUCUCCUUCUCCCCAUUUCCCUCUUACACUCCCUCCUUCUCUCUCUGUUACUCUCUCUCUGCCCUUUUCUUUCUUUGUCUCUCCCUCCCUCACUCAUUAUCUCUCUCUUUUCACCCUCUCUUUCCCUCGCUUCUUUUAUUUCUCUCCCUCUCCCCAUUUCCUUACUACCCUCCCUCCUUCUCUCUCUCUAUCUCUCUCUCUCUCUCACCAGUAGAAAUAGAGCAUCAGGUUGGGGCUGCUGGUGCAAUAGAAGGCAACUGCCAGAAACAUUUGUUUUGGUAUCCUAAGUUAAAUCUCUCUCAGCCUUUCUCUCUCUCUUUCUCAGCCUUUCUCUCUCUCUCUCUCUCUCUCUCUCAGCCUUUCUCUCUCUCUCAUUCAUUCUCUUUUCCAUCCUUUCUCCCUAUAUCUUUCUCUCUUUCUCUCUCUUUCUUCCCCACUUUCACUUUUUCUUUCUCCCUCAUUCAAUCUUUCUCCCAAUUUUUCUCUCUAUUCUAUGUUACCUCCACCGCAUUUAAAUCUCUCUCCCUCUUGUCUUUCUCUCUCUUUCCCUCUCCCGCUUUCUAUUUCUCUCUAUCCCUCACUCAGUCUCUCUCUCUCUUUCUCAAUCCCCCUCUCACUUUCUUUCCCUCCUUCCUUCUCUCUUUCCAUCACUCAUCCUGUCUCUUUCUCCCUCUCCCCUCUCCCCUUCUCUCUAUUUUCCCCCUCCGUCUCUCUCUUUCCAAUAGAAAUAAAGUUAAAUCUCUCUAUCUCCACCCGUCUUCCUCUCUCUUUCUCAUUCUCAUUAUCCUUUUCUGUCGUUUUCCCCUCACUCAUUCUAUCUCUUUCUCUCCCCUACUCUCUUUUACUCUCUCUUUACCCUCUCACUCAUUUUAUCCCUUUCUCUUUCUCCCUUUCUCUCUCUCUCUCUCUCUUUCUACUCUCUAA